Cyclopterus lumpus (lumpfish) is the source of this 2735-nucleotide messenger RNA. It is a transcript of the gene exoc3, whose product is annotated as exocyst complex component 3. The transcript is spliced from 16 exons. The record is from RefSeq and is a predicted model, not a curated record. NCBI's taxonomy places the organism in Eukaryota, Metazoa, Chordata, Actinopteri, Perciformes, Cyclopteridae. Gene Ontology annotation, molecular function: SNARE binding. Gene Ontology annotation, cellular component: exocyst. Bases 290 to 2545 code for a protein of 751 amino acids. Gene Ontology annotation, biological process: exocyst localization; exocytosis.
GGCUCCGGUCCUGGGCAGAGCUCGAAUGAGGAAGUGGAACCACAACAACAAAACUCCUUCGGAGAUAUCCCUGUUGUAUUUGUAGUAAUGCGCGUCGUCCUCCCCUGAGUGCCUGAGGUAAUAUGCGUCUGGUGUUUGUAUGGAGAGCUGCUUGCACAGGCUUUGAGCUAAUGUUAGCCUUUCCCCCGUCCAGUGUUAGCUUAGCUUACGCUACUGACGCUAAAUGUACUCGAGCUCGGGAAAUUGUUUGCAUUAAGCCUUUGGAUACGUUACACAACUGAGCCACACCAUGGAGGAGACGAGUCGGGAGGCGGUUGCCACGGCAGUGCAGCGCGUGGCUGGGAUGCUGCAGAGGUCCGACCAGCUGGACAAAGUGGAGCAGUACAGGAGAAGAGAGGCUCGCAAGAAGGCCUCCGUGGAAGCCAGGCUGAAGGCAGCCAUCCAGUCCCAGCUGGACGGCGUUCGCACCGGACUCACCCAGCUGCACAGUGCUCUGCUGGACGUCAAGGACAUCCAGGGCUCACUGGCUGAUGUGAGCAAAGACUGGCGGCAGAGCAUCAACACCAUAGAGAACCUGAAAGACGUCAAGGACGCCGUCGUUCAACACAGUCAGCUGGCCUCCGCUGUGGAAAACCUCAAAAACAUUUUCUCCGUGCCACAGAUUGUGUCGGGGACGACGCUGCUGAUAGAGCAGGCCGAGCUGCUGCAGGCCCACAGGAAGCUGAUGGAGCUGGAGUGUUCCCGGGACGACCUCAUGUACGAGCAGUACCGCAUGGAUAGCAAGAACACGAGCGACAUGAACCUCAUCUCCAUUUACUUCGAAGACGUCCAGGAGCUGUCCGACGAGCUGGCCAAGCAGUUAUGGAUGGUGCUGCAGAGGGCCAUUGUCACGGUCCGCCGUGACCCCACUAUGCUGGUGUCAGUGGUUCGCAUCAUUGAGCGGGAGGAGAAGAUCGAUCGGCGCAUGGUGGACCGCAAGAAGCAGACUGGGUUCAUCCCACCUGGGAGACCCAAACGGUGGAAGGACAAGAUGUUCGAGGUGUUGGAGUGUACAGUCGGCACUCGCAUCGAGGGCACCCAGUCUGUGACAAGAGAGGCUGACAAAAUGUGGCUGGUUCGUCUUCUAGAAAUAACCAGGAAGUAUGUUCUGGAUGACCUCAUCAUUGUCAAGAACCUCAUGGUGCAGUGCUUCCCCCAGCACUACGACACUUUCAACAGGUUUUUUGGUCUCUACCACAAUGCUGUGUCCGCUCGUGUCAAAGAACUGGCCUCCGAGGACUUGGAGGCUAAUGAGAUCGUAUCCCUGCUAACCUGGGUCCUCAACACAUAUAAGAGUGAGGAGAUGAUGGGCCAUUCAGAGCUCUAUUCAGAGUGUGACAUCAACCAGCUGGAGCCUCUGCUGCCUCAAGACGUGGUGGACGAGCUGCUCAGCAAAUACGUCCAGACUUUCACGUCUAAUAUAACAGGCUGGCUGCGGAAGGCCCUGGAGACGGACAAGAAGGACUGGCAGAAAGAAACGGAGCCCGAGGCGGACCAAGACGGGUACUACCAGACCACACUGCCCGCCAUCGUCUUUCAGAUGUUCGAGCAGAACCUGCAGGUUGCUGCGCAGAUUGAUGGGGAUUUCAAAGAGCAGGUUCUGAAGCUCUGCCUGAAACAGAUGAACACUUUCCUCAUCAGGUACAGAGAGGAGGCGAUGACCUACAAAGAGGAGCACCUGAGAGACAGACAGCUGCCUCUGUGUUAUGUACAGUACAUGAUCGCCAUCAUCAACAACUGCCAGACAUUCAAAGAGUCCAUUAACAGUCUGAAGAGGAAGUACUCUCAGUCCUCGGAGCCCACUGACAGUGAUGCUGCCAUAGAGAGGACACUCAACGAGGUGGCCAAGGAGGGCUGUCAGUUCCUGUUGGACGAAGUCUUCCUAGACCUCGAGCAUCACCUGAAUGAGCUGCUGACCAGGAAGUGGGUGACAGGCUCUCAUGCCGUGGACACCAUCUGUGUGACCGUGGAGGACUACUUCAAUGACUUCAACAAGAUCAAGAAACCCUUCAAUCAGGAGAUGACGAGCGAGGCCCUGCGCAGGGUGGUGGUCGAGUACAUCAAAGCAGUGAUGCAGAAGAGGAUCACCUUUAAGAACGCAGACGAGAGGAGAGAGGGAGCUGAGAGGAUGAUCAAAGAGGCGGAUCAGUUCAAGUUCCUCUUUAGGAAACUGGCCGCUGGUGAAGACACAGACCGACUCUGUGGUGCCAUCGCUGCCAUCGCGGAAGUCUUCAAACUGACUGACCCCACGCUGCUGUUCCUGGAGGUCACCACUCUGGUGUCCAAGUAUCCUGACAUCAGGGAGGAACACAUCCAGGCGCUGCUGGCGGUGCGCGGUGACGCCAGCAGGGAGAUGCGCCAGAUGAUCAUCGGCACCCUCAGCGAGAACAAAGUAUCCUACUCUGGUCUCACGCAGCCCAUCUUCAAAGACAUCACGGUGCCCACCAUCACCAUGACGACCAUGACAACCAUGACCUCCAUGGCGACUGCAAAGCUGCUCAAAUGAAGGCAAAAGCCACAACACUGUUUCCACCUUCAGACACGAUAACAUAAGUAAAGUGCUGAUUCCAGACGCUCAGUUAAUUUGAACUGUUUCAUGCAGCUUGCUGUGUUUUCUGUCCCCACCCUUUAUUUGCUGUUUUUAUUGUCACUCUGAUCACAUCUAUGUCAAUAAAAUAAUACAAUAAUAGUUGUAA